Ricinus communis (castor bean) is the source of this 1227-nucleotide messenger RNA. RefSeq lists its product as uncharacterized. The coding region runs from base 415 to 864 and encodes 149 amino acids. The record is from RefSeq and is a predicted model, not a curated record. NCBI's taxonomy places the organism in Eukaryota, Viridiplantae, Streptophyta, Magnoliopsida, Malpighiales, Euphorbiaceae. The transcript has 5 exons.
UUGAUGCAGGGUGCAGAGAGAGAGAGAGGUAGAAUCCAAAGAGAGCGUCUUUUGGGGCUUAUAAAUAGCAGAGACCGUUUGGUCUUUCUUACAAUAUCUCCACAAACUGCAAUCUUCACGUGCUCUCUGCUUCUCUUAUUAAUAUCAUCGAUCUGCUUUGGUCUAUUUGUUAAUUGUUCCUUUUUUUUUUUUUUCUUUUUUACUAUCCAAAAAUCUUACUCAUCCUUCCGUCAAUCUAUCUGUUGCCUUGCUGCUACCUCUUUUUUGUUUCCUUAGUGUCUUCUUUUGGGGGUCAGGAAGGUAGUUAUAGCUAUAAAUAUACAUAUAUCCAUCAAAGAGGAUUACAGUUUUGUUAGUUGGUUGAUAAAGAAAGGUUAAGGUUUUUUUUUUUUUUUGGUAGUUAUUAUUACUAACAUGGAGAACAAGAGGCAGACUGGUGCUUCUUCUUUGGAUCAUCUUUUUGGUCCUAAAGACUCUUCUUCUUCUUCUUCAUCAUCAUCGAGUGUUUUUGGCUCUAUUUUCUCUCCUCCAUCAAUGGGGAUGGGUAGGGACUCUGCUGGAAUUAUGGGAAAUCAAGCUGGGAAUAGCAAGUAUGGGAUUCCAGAUAAUGUCACUCAAAGCAAUAAGGGAAGUAACAGUGGCAUCAUGGGAAAAGAUUCGAGUUCUUUCUAUCAAAAUGAAACAGCAGAACCCUGUUAUUUUAGCUCAUCAAUCUAUUAUGGUGGCCAAGAAAAUUAUUCUCCAAGGACCAGGAACUCAGAAUCUCAUGUUUUCAAGAAAGAUGAUAAAAAAGAUGAUCCAAAUGGCAACAGUUCAAACAGUGCUUCACGAGGAAAUUGGUGGCAGGGUUCUCUCUAUUACUAGCAACAUCCCUCCCCUCAUAAAAAUGCAAACUUAGCAUCUAUAAGCUAAGGAAUGAUGGCUAUAAUCUAACCACAUACCAUGGAAAUAAAGCUGAUAGUAUGUUGGAGUAUAAUAUGGCAGUAGCUAAAAGCAAUUUGUGUUGGUAGAGUUGGGUUCCAUUUGUCCCAAUUACUAGUCUUACACAUGAGCUGAUAUAUAUAUAUAUAUAUAUAUAUAUAUAUAUAUAUAUAUAUAUGCUGUUAUAGGAGUUGAUGUUUUCUUGUAUACCAAGUUAAUUUUCUUUUGCACAGCUAACCUAAUCCUACAUGUACUAUGAACAAUGAUCUCUGCGCUUAUCUUUUAAGUUUUGAACCUUACAUUUUA